ACUUUCCAUUUUGCUUCUUAAACCCUUCUUUCCAUGGCGGCGAGACCUAAACGCUGAAAAAAUUAGAUCAAAGAAGAAGAAUUUCUUCCAUUCUGCAAACAUGCCCACCUUCACCACCAUCGCCUUGGAAAAUCUACUCGAACCUAGGGUUCGGCACUCCUCCAAGAAGCAGCUUUUCCAUGGAGAUUCGGAAGAUCUCAACCCGAGAAACGAGGGUACGAGACACCUGUACAUAUCGCCGGCUUUGUACGCUACCCCGGAUCAGGCUCCGUUACCUGAGUUCUCCUCGCCCGACCCGGUCCUGCCUUCUCCGUACCUGGUGAACCUCAAACGCCGCCGCGGAGGAAACCAGAGGAGCGGAGCUCCGGAAUUGCCGGAGGAGGUUUUGGAGAAUUUUGCGAUUGAGGAAUUUGUGGGGGAAGACGACGGCGGUGGAGAGGAGGAGGGGUUUCUCGAUCCGAAGAGUGAGGCGGCGGCGGAUGAAUUGAACAUAACUCAAUUUGAUUGCCGGAGCCUUGUCUCUGCUCCAGGGGAUUUUUUCGACGCCAUUGAUGAAUUCUCCUCCGACGGAUCCAUUUCAAACACGCCAUCACAUGAUUCGAUCGAAUCGGAACUGCGUGCCUCGAGGCUCCAUCUUCUCGACGAAAUCGAAAGGAGAAAAUCCGCCGAAGAAACUCUCGAUUCAAUUCGCAGCCAAUGGGAGAGAAUCCGUAGCAUCAUGUCCGAUGCUGGUUUAACAUUUCCUGCACUUCCAAUCGGUAGCGACGCAUUGCAAAUCGAGAAUAAUAAUACAUUGGACCAGAUUUCUCAGGAAAUUAUCGUCACUAAAUUCGUCGCUGACGCAAUUGGGAGGGGGCAAGCGCGGGCCGAAGCUGAAGAGGCUGCUUCGGCUAUCGUUGAAUUGAAAGAGCAGCAGAUUAUGCGGUUAAAGGAUAGGCUGCAGUACUACGAAACCGUUAAUCACGAAAUGUCUCAGAGGAAACUUGUCGAUGUUGCGCGUAAACAACAAGAAAGGAAAAGGAGCAGGCGAAGGUGGCUGUGGGGAAUUAUGGGGUUGUCGAUUGCAAUAGGUGCUUCGGUAGUUGCUUAUUCGUACAUUCCUCGGAAUAGUGAAUGCCUUUCGUUGCUAAAAUCCGACGACUCUACUGAUGCCACCUCAUCACUUGGCAUAUCUGAAACCACAACUUCCGAGGUAUAAUUAGCAGCUGCGUAUUGAGGGAGCUAAGCUAUAUUUCUUCACUGGUUCAAUACUUUGAAAUUUGUCCUGUAUUUUUCUAGUUAGUGUUCGAUCAAAGAUUAGGUAGGUGAUUCGGUUUUAGUUCGGGUUUAUUUUACAACUUAUUUUAUAAAUUUGUUAGACAGUUGUUCUCUUGUGACAAGUUUUUUUUGGCCUCAAUUGCCUGAAGCAAUGUACAAGAACUAUAACCCAGGUGGUAUUUGAACGAAACGACACAUACAUAACAGACCGAUCCGAUCAGAA
Messenger RNA from Erythranthe guttata (spotted monkey flower), 1480 nucleotides. RefSeq lists its product as hypothetical. NCBI's taxonomy places the organism in Eukaryota, Viridiplantae, Streptophyta, Magnoliopsida, Lamiales, Phrymaceae. The record is from RefSeq and is a predicted model, not a curated record.